UAAUUCAUCAUCAUCAUCAUCAUCGCAGUUGCCAAAAUGUGCGAGGAAUGCGAGUGUUCCACCUGCAUGAAUGACAAGCAGUGCUGCUGGUUCUUUGCAGGAUGGAACAUAGCCACGUCCUUCAUGUGCACGAUACUACUACUUGCAUCUGUGCAAAUUCACAAAUACAAUUCCUGGAUGAAGGAUGGCAGUGCUCAUGGCAGUGAGUUUCUCAUUCUGAAUAGUUGCGAAGCUAAAUUGGCUUUCUGGUCAGUCAUCCUUGCUGCCAGCCUAAUACACCUUAUGUCUGGGAGUCUUCUAGUCAUUGGAUUGUCCAAGUCGACUGGCGAUUUAUUAUUAAAGGAGCGUUUCACAUUCGUUUAAGCUAGUGCUUAUGCCAC
This is a messenger RNA of Drosophila guanche, 380 nucleotides long. RefSeq lists its product as uncharacterized. The record is from RefSeq and is a predicted model, not a curated record. The transcript is spliced from 3 exons. Lineage: Eukaryota; Metazoa; Arthropoda; Insecta; Diptera; Drosophilidae. Bases 37 to 363 code for a protein of 108 amino acids.